GUCAUCAAUUUUCUCAGAUACAGUUUUUCAUGCAAUUUCAUAUCUUUUUGCUUUAUUUAUUAUAAUCACUUCCGUUUCUGAUUCUUGUGAAGUUAUAGAGUGAAUUGAAAAAUGAUUUUAUAAAAGCUUCAAGGCUUCAAUCUUCUUAUAGAAACCCAAAAGAUUUUUCUUUUUCCUGAGAAGAGAAGUUGAAACGAGCUCAAGUUGGGGAUAUUCGUUUCUUCUUCUGUUUCUACUUUCUGAGGAUCUCUUCAUCUGCCUUGUCCAAAAGGUUUUUUAUUUAUUCCGUUAUUAAAAAAAAUAAAAGAAACCCUUUUUUGAGAAGAUUAAAAAGCUACAAUCUUUAUUAGAGAAACUCCCCCCCCCCCCCCCCCCCCAGAAAAAGGGACAAAGGAACACAAAGAAGUCAUCCCUAUUCAUGAAACAGGGUUCGAUGAAUAGAUCAUGUCUCUGUAGUAUCUUAAUCACUACUUCUCUCAUCUGUGGUGUUUACUUCAUUGGCAAUGCUUACAUCCAUCAACAAUUUAAAGAGAAAUUGCUAAGAUGGGAUUUUACUGAUAAGAUGCAUAAUGUUACUGAAAAGAUGCAUAAUGUCACUCAUAAGAUGCAGAAGGCAACAACAACAUCUGGUACAUGCGAGAAUCUCAAUAAGCCGAUGGGAACUGAAUCAUUGCCGCAAGGGAUUAUCGCCAAAACAUCAAACCUGGAAACUCAACAUCUUUGGAACUACGAUGACAAUGAAAAGGGGAAACAGAACCGUGCAAUGAGUUUGUUAGCCAUGGCUGUUGGAAUCAAGCAGAAGGAGCUAGUCAACAAAGUCAUCCAAAAGUUUCCUCCUCGAGAUUUCGUGGUCAUGCUUUUUCAUUACGAUGGUGUUGUCGAUGAUUGGAAGCAGUAUCCAUGGAAUGAGCAUGCUAUUCAUGUUUCCGUGAUGAACCAAACAAAAUGGUGGUUCGCUAAGCGAUUUUUGCAUCCUGAUAUAAUUACAGAGUAUGAGUAUAUAUUUCUCUGGGACGAAGAUCUUGGUGUUUCUCAUUUCAAUCCCAAACGAUACCUAUCUAUCGUCAAAGAAGAAGGUCUUCACAUAUCGCAACCUGCUCUUGACACAACAAACUCAGAGGUUCAUCAUCCUAUCACCGCUCGUCGCAAGAACUUGAAAUUUCAUAGGAGGAUGUAUAAAAACAAAGGAAGUGGAAGAUGUGAUGACCAUAGUACCAACCCUCCCUGCAUUGGGUGGGUAGAAAUGAUGGCACCUGUUUUCUCUAGAGAAGCAUGGAGAUGUUCUUGGUAUAUGAUACAGAAUGAUUUGAUCCAUGCUUGGGGGUUGGAUAUGCAGCUUGGUUACUGUGCUCAAGGUGAUAGGAAGAAAAAUGUAGGUGUAGUUGAUGCAGAGUACAUAGUUCAUUAUGGUCUUCCCACGCUCGGUGUGGUUGACACCAAUUCAAGCUCUUCUCAGAAUGAGACGAACCCGAAAUCAUCGCCGAGGAAGAUUUCACAGGAAUCAUCAUCAGAGUCUCAUGAAGUGGAUAAUAGACCAGAAGUGAGGAUGAAAUCGUUUGUAGAGAUGAAGAGAUUCAAAGAACGUUGGAAGAAAGCUGUGGAUGAUGAUAUCUGUUGGGUUGAUCCGUAUUGAAACCCAAGUGGUUUAAGUAAACCGAACUAUACCGGGUCACGUGUACAAUAUUGUUUUUUUGAAUUAUUGUCGUUAAUGUUUGUUAUUGUUUUGGGAGUAUAUAGACUGUUUUACAGAGGAGGGGGGGGGGGGGGGGGGUGAAAUAGUGUACUUUUCUGUUGUAGACCACAUAGUAGAUUUUUGUUAUUGAGAAAACGAAAAAAAUCAAAUAAACUUUAAUUCCACAAAAAAUAAUGUAUUUUUUAUUAUAAUAUUGUUUGUGGAUAUAUUA
Raphanus sativus (radish) is the source of this 1904-nucleotide messenger RNA. RefSeq lists its product as uncharacterized. Bases 419 to 1633 code for a protein of 404 amino acids. NCBI's taxonomy places the organism in Eukaryota, Viridiplantae, Streptophyta, Magnoliopsida, Brassicales, Brassicaceae. The record is from RefSeq and is a predicted model, not a curated record. The transcript has 11 exons.